Tripterygium wilfordii is the source of this 821-nucleotide messenger RNA. RefSeq lists its product as uncharacterized. Gene Ontology annotation, molecular function: mRNA binding. NCBI's taxonomy places the organism in Eukaryota, Viridiplantae, Streptophyta, Magnoliopsida, Celastrales, Celastraceae. Gene Ontology annotation, cellular component: cytoplasm. The transcript is spliced from 4 exons. Bases 146 to 544 code for a protein of 132 amino acids. The record is from RefSeq and is a predicted model, not a curated record.
UAUAAAAGCCUCUCAAUCCCCAUUUGCGAUAAUCACCAACUUCUCUUCGUUAACAUUAAAUCUUCAACCAUCGCAGGAUAAACACACUUGACACUACACUUGUCAAUUAAGGCCUCUUCAUAUUUUUCAAGGAUACAAGAAAAAUAUGAGCUGGGCAGGAGGAGACUGGAUGUGCGCCGCAUGCCAGUACCAGAACUUCAAGAAAAGGGAAGCUUGCCAACGUUGCGGAUACCCCAAAUAUGACGGCCCUGACGUCUCCACAUAUUUGUAUAAUCGGACCGCGGUUUUGGCCGGAGACUGGUACUGCACUUGUGGAGCUCACAAUUUCGCCAGUCGUUCGAAUUGCUAUCAAUGUGGUGCAAUGAAAACUGGUUACAAUUGUGGGUAUGAGGGGAACAUGAUGAACACCGGAGCAUAUGGAUCCGAUGGAAGUGGCCCGCCUGGAUGGAAGUCCGGCGACUGGAUUUGCAACAGAAUUGGAUGUGGAGGGCACAAUUAUGCGAGCAAGGCAGAAUGCUACAAAUGCAAAACACCAAGGGAGUAACUCCGGUGGUGCAGUCAGAAGAAGGUGGCAAUUCGAGAAGAUAAUCGGUUGGCUACAGAAAGAUUCUGUCUUGCAAUAUCAGAAAUAGAAACCCCAACUUUGGUUUAAUUAUAGACUAGUACUCUUCGUUUUUGUUUUUCCUUUUUAUAGGAGAUAAAAUAAGCUUUAGGUUAAUUGACCAUGGUCGAAGACCUGCUUGCAAAAUCAAAUCUUGCCUUGUAUUUGCAUUGGGAAUUUUCUACUGCUUUUCUGAUCAAAUGGUGAAUGUGGACGUUCA